Molecule: messenger RNA, 1401 nt
Organism: Physcomitrium patens
Lineage: Eukaryota; Viridiplantae; Streptophyta; Bryopsida; Funariales; Funariaceae
Product: peroxidase 55
Biological process (GO): response to oxidative stress; hydrogen peroxide catabolic process
Molecular function (GO): heme binding; peroxidase activity
Source: RefSeq, a predicted model, not a curated record
CUAUAAGUUGCCAACUUCGAGAGUACUCAUUCGAGUCCACGAGUACAAUAAACUCCCAAGAUUGAGAGGAAGGAAAGCUACACAUGUUUUGAAGGUCUGCACGGAUUUAGAACAGAUACUUUCUUCACUUGUCGAGUUCGCUCCUGGCGAGAUCUGCCAUGAGGACCACUAACAUGGCAGCAGCCCUCACCGUAAGGCUGCCACUUCUGUGUAUUCUGCUUAUGUGUCUUGCAUCUGUGACGACAAUACAAGCUCAGCUGAGCACUAACUUCUACCGAAGCACCUGCAAGGACGCUGAGACAAUCAUCUCGGUCGCCGUCACAUCGGCAUUAAGUAGAAGACCAGCUGCAGCUGCCGGCAUUAUUCGCAUGCUAUUCCACGAUUGUUUCGUUCAUGGUUGCGAUGCAUCUGUACUGAUCGACUCCCCAUCCGAGAAAGAUGCCGCGCCCAACCAAAGCCUCCAAGGAUUCGACGUCAUUGACGAAGCCAAAGCAGCCGUGGAAGCGAAGUGCCCUGGAAUCGUCUCGUGCUCCGACGUUCUUGCUCUGGCCGCUCAAAUAAGCGUCAGAUUGUUGUCAGAUGGGACGAUCACAUAUCCAGUCGCCUUAGGACGCAGGGACGGGCUCGUGUCCAAUGCAUUGCUCGUAACCGGCAGACUGCCCCCACCGACCGCCUCUGCGACCACUCUCAAGUUACUCUUCAAGGCCGUGGGUCUGUCCACGGAGGACAUGGUGGUGCUGUCCGGCGCCCACAGCAUAGGGAAAGCGCGAUGCUCCUUCUUCCGAAAUCGCCUCACCACUCCCUCUGACGCCAAUAUGGAUCCCGACUACGCCGAGUCGCUGAAGAGGCAGUGCCCCGCAGACAAACCCAACAACCUUGUGGACCUGGACGUGACGACGCCCACCAAUCUAGACUCGGAGUACUACAAAAACCUGCAGGUCAACAAGGGGCUUCUCACGUCGGAUCAGAACCUGCAGAGCGACCCGGAGACACAACCGAUGGUCUCAGACAAUGCCGAGCCGGGUACGUUCCGAACCAAAUUCGCAGACGCGAUUCGACGCAUGAGCAACAUUGGCGUGCUCACCGGCAGCGCUGGUGAGAUCAGGCUGAACUGCCGCAGGUUCAACUGAUACCGGCCCUACAACAGAAAUCCCACAUCGAUUCUCAAUGCAUGAAUCGAUCCAAUGUUACAGCAUUCUUGCUGGUGUGCUAGUGUGGCUGGAUCGCGUGGCCUUCAUUUUUAGGAACUGCAUUCGCCGCGUGCACUGCUUUUUCAGGACCUGUGGGGUUAUGGUGGCAAUGUUGUCCGUAUUGCAAAUGAGGAUUAGUUUUUUAGCAGCACAUGUAUUCAUCACAGUAAAAUUUACCAUAAUGAUUUCAACGGCAUUCUGUAUUUUAUUA